ACUAAAGCCCCCAUCACUUCCCCACUCCUCUGUCCGCUCACUGCGCAGUCCACACUCGGAAAUGUCGGCGACGGCGUUGGCGAUCGCGAUGAGGCUGCCCUACUCUGCUGCCACCGCCGCUCCCGCCGGCAAGGCGCAUUGCCCGCCGGUGUCGCUCCGGCGGAGGACUGCCGUCGUGAAGGCGGCGGGGAGGACGCGCAUCCACCGGCUGAUCGAGGAGGAAGGGACGGUGCUCAUGCCGGGCUGCUACGACGCCCUCUCGGCGGCCAUCAUCCAGAAAUCGGGCUUCAGCGCCGGCUUCAUCUCCGGUUACGCCGUCUCCGCUUCCCUCCUCGGCAAGCCGGACUUCGGCCUCCUCACGGCGCCGGAGAUGGCGGAGACGGCACGAUUCGUGUGCGCGGCGGCGCCGCUCAUCCCCAUUAUCGUCGAUGCCGAUACGGGAGGUGGCAAUGCUCUCAAUGUUCAAAGGACCGUUAAAGAUUUAAUUGCCGCUGGUGCUGCUGGUUGCUUUCUUGAGGAUCAACGAUGGCCAAAGAAAUGUGGGCACAUGCGUGGCAAACAGGUGAUAUCAGCAGAGGACCAUGCAGCAAAAAUAGCAUCCGCAAGAGAUGUUAUUGGUGAUAGUGACUUUUUUCUUGUUGCUCGAACUGAUGCUCGUGCAACCUCUGCUAAGUCGGGUUUGUCUGAUUCUAUUUCACGGGCUAACCUCUAUAUGGAGGCAGGAGCAGAUGCCUGCUUUGUGGAGGCACCGAGGGAUGAUGAUGAACUCAGGGAAAUUGGCAGGAGGACAAAAGGUUACAGGGUCUGCAACAUGCUUGAAGGUGGAGUUACACCCUUGCACACGCCACAGGAGCUCAAAGCAAUUGGUUUCCAUCUCAUUGUGCAUCCUCUUACAGCUCUUUAUGCAUCUGCACGCUCAUUGAUUGACAUUCUCAAGGUUUUGAAGGAGGCAGGAACCACCAGAGAUCAGCUCCACAAGCUUUCUACAUUUGAGGAGUUCAACAAGUUGAUUGGAUUGGAAUCCUGGUUUGAACUUGAAUCUCGAUAUUCUAAAGUCAAAAGUUCUGUUGAAGUCUGAAGAACUGUAAAAAUGUCCGGAAUUUUUGUGGAACAUCAACGCUUCAUGUUCCGUUCAUUAGAUUUUCAUCUAAAAGUUUUAGUGGUUACCAUCUCCAAUCCACUGAUCAAAUUUUUGAAAAGAAGUUUGUUCUUAGUUUUGCUAUUACUAAAGCACAUGCGGAGUUUAUUCAUAUCCUUGAAGCUAAAUUUAUAUGGA
Elaeis guineensis (African oil palm) is the source of this 1276-nucleotide messenger RNA. Its product is annotated as carboxyvinyl-carboxyphosphonate phosphorylmutase, chloroplastic. The record is from RefSeq and is a predicted model, not a curated record. NCBI's taxonomy places the organism in Eukaryota, Viridiplantae, Streptophyta, Magnoliopsida, Arecales, Arecaceae. Gene Ontology annotation, molecular function: catalytic activity.